This is a messenger RNA of Condylostylus longicornis, 487 nucleotides long. RefSeq lists its product as uncharacterized. The transcript has a single exon. The record is from RefSeq and is a predicted model, not a curated record. NCBI's taxonomy places the organism in Eukaryota, Metazoa, Arthropoda, Insecta, Diptera, Dolichopodidae. Bases 57 to 350 code for a protein of 97 amino acids. Gene Ontology annotation, molecular function: chitin binding.
CAGGCAUUUUAAUUAAUUUAAUUUAAUAUAAAAAUUUUAAUAAAUAAAUUUAAAAAAUGAAAUUAUCAAUUUAUUUGAUUGUAUUAGCUGUAAUUAUUAAUACAGCAUACAGUUUAUAUACACAUGGUCAUAAUGGUAGACCAAAUUGUAUAACAAGAAUAGAAUUAGAACAACGUAAUUGGAGAAAUAAUUUUGAUCCAACAAGAUAUUGGAUAUGCAGUAAAGAACGUGUACCAGCAACAGAAGCUAAAUGUCCAGAUCAACAAUUUUUCAUCGGAACAAAAAAUAAAUGUGUUCCGAUAUCAGAAUGGGUAUGGACACCACCAGUUGAUCCACCAUCUUUGGCUUAAAAAAAUUAAGAUAUUUUAAAUAGGAUUUUUUGUUUUUUAAUUUUUGAUCAAAUUAUUAACAAUCUAUACUUGAUUUCAUAUACAAGAAUAGAUGAUUUAUGAUGACUAUAGAGUGUAUUUACUAUGAACAUUUUAUA